Hypomesus transpacificus is the source of this 1287-nucleotide messenger RNA. RefSeq lists its product as uncharacterized. NCBI's taxonomy places the organism in Eukaryota, Metazoa, Chordata, Actinopteri, Osmeriformes, Osmeridae. The coding region runs from base 68 to 778 and encodes 236 amino acids. The transcript is spliced from 4 exons. The record is from RefSeq and is a predicted model, not a curated record. Gene Ontology annotation, biological process: adaptive immune response. Gene Ontology annotation, cellular component: membrane. Gene Ontology annotation, molecular function: signaling receptor activity.
GUGGUUGUCUGCACCACCUCAAAGACUCAGCUCAGUAGGAAGUGGAAAUAGAAUAGCUCGAACGGACAUGAGGGUUAGCUGUCUGAAAUGGAUACUUAUUCUCACAUACAUCAAUUUUGCCAAUCCUGAGAUGGUCUUCCUCAGGAGGACUAAUGGACAGUCAGUGCAGCUGUCCUGCGUCCCUGACCCUGAGCAGGCAGGACUGGCUCCGUCAGGUGUCAUCCUGAGCGCCGAGACCUGCCAGGUCCAGAAAGACCUGCUGUCCACGGUUGACGACAGUGCUCUCAGGAUCAGCUCUGCCUACCAAAGUCGUCUGAAAGUCGCUGGGGGAAUGGACUCUUCACAGCUCAACAUUACCAUAUCUCACCUGCAGCACUCAGAUACAGGUCUCUAUGUCUGUGAGUUCACCUACGCAGUCAACAAAAACCCAGACCACCAAUCCUUCUCCAAAAACAUUUUCCUGUUCAUCGAAGUGAAAGAGUGCUCCAGCUACGUUCCUCUACUCUACAUCAUAUCAGCAGCAGUGGGACUGCUUCUCUUCAACCUCACCUGGCUGUGUGCUGUCGAGUGUAUCAAGAUGAGAACCCAACAGAAAACACAGGGCCUUCUUCCGAUCUAUGAGGAAAUGAAGUGUGGGAGGCAGCAGAACGGAAGCCCCCAGAAUAUCCAUCCGGGCCCAGCAAAACCAGAGGAAACAGAUCCCCCUGAGUAUACCCAUGUCAGGCAUGCACAGAACCACUAUGCAUGCCCCAGGCCAACAAGGAUGGUGAAGACUUAGAGAAAUAACCACCCAUAAAAACUCUGCAGAACACUUUUGUAACAGCCAAGAAAAAACUGCAAUUUUAUUAAUUGUUUGAAAGAAGCUCCAUGUCAUGAAAACUAGUUUUUUUCUGGUGCAUGUCAUUUAACGAUCACAUUCUAUGAGGAGAAAGAGAUAUACAGAGAAAAAUAAAACAUUACAAGCCACUGACUUUUCAUUAAAUCUCAGUACAGACAUUUUCCUUAAUAUUUCAAAACAAAAAAGGCAAAAAGCAGCCCUAACCCCCCCACCCCCCAAUCCCAACAGAACUAGACAACGACAAAAAAUCAACACAUAGAUGCCCUCAGGGGCAACGGGCUAAAAUCCCACAGUGCUAAAGAGUGAGACGCUCAUUGGUUUAGGAAUACACAGCAUGACGAUGUAGCGCUAGGGCAAUCUGAAUGAGGGGGGAGGAAGUAGGAUGUGGGGGGUAUUGGUGGUGUAGGGGACACUCAGCAUGUGAGCCCCAGCCAGACUCCCCCCCAAAA